AUGACGGCACCGGACUCUUACGAUCAUGCUUCGAAGACGGAAGCAAAUGGGGAAACCUUUACACUCGAGCAAGUCCGCACCGCAGGAGGCCAUAUCGCCGACCGAAGCCAGCCUGCUCUACCAGUAGUCCAUCGCAAGUUCGCCAAUCCAGCACCACUUGGUCUGCUAUCUUUUGCGACAGGCAUCUUCCUGAUCUCGAUACUUGGUGUCCACGCUCGCGGGAUCCAGGUCCCAAACAUCCUCGUGGGCGUCAUUAUGUUCUUUGGCGGUGUCUGCCAGUUCAUCGCGGGCAUCAUGGAGUUCGUUGCUGGCAAUUCCUUCGGCGCGACUGUCUUCCCGUCCUACGCGGCUUUCAACUUCAGCUACGCUAUGAUAUAUAUUCCAGGGACUGGCAUCAUCGCCGCGUAUACGAACAAAGCAACCGGGGAACUGUUACCCGACUUCAACAAUGCUUUGGGCAUGUUCUGUUGGGCGUGGUUCAUACUCACCGUCAUCUUUACCAUUGCAGCAGUUAGGAGCUCAUGGGUACUGUUCCUAACGCUGUUUUGCCUGGAUAUUGAGCUGCUCCUGCUUGCUGUCGGCUACAUGGUGAACAGCAGCCCGACCUUGAUUGCAGCAAACUCUGUCGGCUUUGCCGUUGCAUUCUUCAGCUACUGGGCCGGCUGCGCAGGGUUAUUCGCUGGCGGCUUGACUCCGUUCGAGCUGCCCACGUUUGCAAUGUACAAACAGGACUAA
Molecule: messenger RNA, 735 nt
Organism: Zasmidium cellare ATCC 36951
Lineage: Eukaryota; Fungi; Ascomycota; Dothideomycetes; Mycosphaerellales; Mycosphaerellaceae
Exons: 2
Coding region: 1-735 (244 amino acids)
Cellular component (GO): plasma membrane
Molecular function (GO): acetate transmembrane transporter activity
Source: RefSeq, a predicted model, not a curated record